Molecule: messenger RNA, 3907 nt
Organism: Anopheles funestus (African malaria mosquito)
Lineage: Eukaryota; Metazoa; Arthropoda; Insecta; Diptera; Culicidae
Product: membrane-associated progesterone receptor component 1-like
Exons: 4
Coding region: 361-1137 (258 amino acids)
Cellular component (GO): endomembrane system; membrane
Source: RefSeq, a predicted model, not a curated record
GCCAGAAAAAAAAAGUCUCAACUCUGCGUGGAGAAGGUUGAGCCGAGAGCGAAGUUGCCUCCCGUCCGUGCCGUCGUAAAGGUGUACGUGUGCGUUCCAAAGUUUCAACGCGUAAUUAACAUUGGUUCGCGUACGCGUAUCGCAGAACUGUGCCGUCAUUCCCAAGAUCGUCGUCGGCGGAUGCAGAUAGUUGCAUUCGACGGAGCAUUACUUACGCGUACGGAAGUGUACGUUGUACCGUGUGUGUGAGCAGACAUUCCGAUCAACAUUAGCAGCAGCAGACCACACGAAGGCACACACACACACGCGCGCACACACCGUGCAUUAAAAAGGCAGAAGAAAGAAAACUCUUCGGGGGCCAUGUCCGGUCCGGAAACUGUUGCAUCAGCGCCACCAACCAUGGACGACCAAUCGGCGGACGGAUCCGGCAGCCUGCUGUACGAUAUCGUGUACGAAAUCAUCAGCAGCCCGGUCAACCUGGCGCUGGUCGGUAUCAUCUCCUUCCUGCUGUACAAGAUCAGCAAAAGCCGCCAGCCACCGGCAACACUGCCACCGCCACCACCGGAGCUGCCACGGUUGCGCCGCGAUUUUACGGUCGCCGAACUGAAGCACUACGACGGUACGCAACCGGACGGCCGAGUGCUAACAGCCGUCAACGGCAACGUGUACGAUGUUACGAAGGGCAAGGCUUUCUACGGUCCAGGUGGACCGUACGCAGUAUUUGGUGGUCGGGAUGCAUCCCGUGGGUUGGCUACAUUCCAAAUCACCAGCCUGGGCAGCGACGAGUAUGACGAUCUGAGCGACCUCAAUUCACACGAGAUGGAAUCGAUGCGCGAAUGGGAAAUGCAAUUCAAGGAAAAGUACUAUCUCGUCGGACGUUUGCUAAAGCCGGGUGAGAAACCGACAAACUAUUCCGAUGAGGAUGAGGAUACACCGACCGAUAGUUCGGACGUGCGGAAGCGAACGGCCGCGACCGUAACGAAAACGAUAGAGGGAUCCACCACGAACGCGGAUGCACCGUCGUCGGACAAAGCGGAAACCCGUACCGACAGUAAGAAGGAGGAGGAGGGUGGUGGCGGUGGUGGUGGUGAAGCACCUGUUGAACCGGUGGUGGCGGACAAACCAAAAGCCGAAUGACUAGCAAACGUAGCGUUACACCGCCGGGCAAAACGCGACUUGCUGCAGCACCAGCCCGUGCCGUGUAGUCAACAGAGCGUUCGGGACGCGAAGGUGAUCGGAUGUGACGGUGCAGUUGCACAGGAUAGUGAUAGUAGUACGGAACGGAACGAUAACAGCAGCGAUAGGGAAUGGCCUUACAGUAACACCGUACCCUCCAGUGAACGUUUGUUUUACGAUCAGCAUUCGAUUUGUGAAAUGUUUGGAUUCUGAAGUUUAAGCUUCCGACCCGACCCCCGGCACGGCAUAUCAGUUCACCUGCCUGGAAUGAUGCUGUGUUUCGUCGUGUAGUCGCCUGGCCUGGCGGUGGUAUAUUCCAUCAUAAUCAUCUAAACAUUUGUUUUAUCACAACAUAUAUUACCGGCGCACUCGUGCAAUAGUGCAAGUUUGUGUGCAAUACGGAAGGAGAUUGAGAGAACAAUGGCAAUUCAGAAACCGUUAAAUCACACGUCCUAGUUUUUUUUUCUUGUGUGUUUUUUAUGUUUUUUUGCCCUCUAUGAAGGGCAAUUGGUCAAUUGCAAGUUUAGGAGGUAGGGAAUUUUCAUUUUGUGCUGUUUCUUUUUAUAAUUAUUGCUUCAAUUUUCCUUAAUCAAUAGGAGCUUUUUUUUCUUGUUCUAUGGAACACUCCUCUCGACCGCUCGCGGUAAAGGUGAAUUGUAUUGUUUUUAAUCAACCAAAGAGGACAUUUGCAAUAUCUAUUAUUACCAGAUAGAUCUUCUGGUGCUGAACCAUGUUGGGAAGCAUAAAAAGUAUAUAUGUAAUUGUAAUAUGUACACAAGGCACUUGUAAUGAAGUGUAUGGCAGGGAAAGAGCUAUUAACUAGUAAAUGAAGCUAAGAUUCUACUUUCGGUCAGCGAUCAGCUUAGUAAGCUAACUAGCAAAGUGAAUUCAGUUGUGAUGUGUUAUGCUAAUUACUAUCAUUUUGCGUUCUUGCACCAACAGUUCUAACUUUUUGGCUAGAACUUUUUACGUUUGAACAUUUUAUGUUUCUCUCUAACUCUUCCCAGGCAGCUCACUAUCACUUAGUCAUGAAGUACCUUUAUAAAGCCAAUUAUCGUUUCAUGUUUACAAGCACAAAGAGCACAAAAUUUGUCCAUUUUUGUUAGAUUUCAUGCCAUUCUUUUCUCGCUCUAUUAUUGUUUUGUGACUAUUAUUAUGCGUAUUCGUUUAUCGAUCACGAUUCGAUAAUCGACAAACGAUUAUUAACCUCCUGUACCUAUUUGUUUUGUUGUUUUGCAAUUAAUGACCUUUGCAUUGGACGUCUUAAUGAUUCGCACGCACUCGAGAUAGAGACGCAUAGCUGUUUAGCAAUGGGUUUUUUUUAAGUUCAAUAAUUCCUUAAAAUGGUUUAUCGAUUUAUUUUAUUCAUUUUCUACAGACGCUUUUUGGGCCUAUUGGGCACCAUUCAACGCUAAAGUGUUUUAUCGAUGGUUUAUUUUUGUUUUUACAAAUUCUUUAGCGAUACGUCGAGUUGGAGCUGGAGUGUAUUGAAACUAAAUAAGAACAAACAAAAACCAGAGUUGUACUUACUGUCCGGAAAGGUCAGAAACGGAAUGAAAAGACACGAUUAAGAUCGUUCUUUCUUUUUACGUUUGUACCAUUGAAUAGCUUAGCUAGGUGUCUUUUGAACAUCCAAUCUUUAAACUGUCUCGAUGUUUCACGAUUUGAUUAAGCACUUUUGGCACACACUAAUCCGUAUGUUCAACGGUUUAACGAAUAGGCAGCUGGUUUAAUAUUAGGGGAUGGCGUAAACACGCGUAAUUACACCAGGGUAGUCUAGGGAGAUGAUAGUCUAUGCACGAAUGAUGUGAUUUUUUAAAUUCAUUUAUUUGAACAUAACAUGUAAGGAAAAAAACACCUCGACUCACUAGCCGCCCUCCUCCCCCAGGAACGAGUAACGUGGCAAGCAAAGAUCGUCUUGGCCUUUUAUGAGGUGACAUAAAACGUGCUAAAGGGAAAACAGAAACCAGUACGAUGCAGGAACAGGAAACACAACAACUAAAAUUGAACAAACAAACAAACAAAAAAAGUAUAUAAUGUAAAGUUUAAGAGAUAGCUGGGGUGGACGAAAUAAAUAUAUCAAGGCGAGGCAAAAUAAUAUUUUUUUGGUGUAAACACUGUAAAGAUGCUUUUACAACAUCGCAACUAUGCAUCCACUAGCAAUCUGUGUCUAAGGAAAAAUUUGUAAAUGAAUGCAAAAGUAUGAAGAAAACAAAAUGUAAUGUAACAACCACAAGGGGUUUAAAAAAGGGGGAAUGUGUAUGUUGUAAAGCAGAAAACCAAAUUUGAUUUGAAAAAUUGUUAUCAAAAUGUUGGUUUUGUUAAGCGAAUAUAGAAACAGCCGAUAACGCCACCUUUGUGAAAUGGUGUUGCGAUUGCUUUGCGUUUGUUUUUCAAGUGCGAUUACAGGUCACCUCGGCUCUACAAAAAGCUAUAGCUUUGGGAAAAUGUCCCCCCUGGAUAUGGUGUCAGUUUCGUAACAGAUUGUAAGAGUUGCGUCUUUUUCGUUUACUUCCUCGCGGCAUUAGCACCAGAAGAAAUAGGCAGCUAUCGGUUGAUUUUUUUUUUUGUCUCCAAUUGUAAAGAACACAAGUACACAACAAUCUCGGGUGAAAAACAACAGCAACAAAACUACAAUUAUAUAGAUCGAACUUUUUGAGUAUCGAAUUUUGUUUUCAUCAUCGAUGUAAUAAAUAAAACUCGUGAUAUGAUGGGUGUUGGUAAAAACAAA